UCGAACCUCUGAAUCAACCGAGGUGACAAAAACAGAGCUUUUCGAGCCACCAAAUGAGCCUCUCAAUUACCUUGACGACCAACAAACCGCAGCACCAUCCCAACCGAUUCAUCCAAGUGCAGAGCAAUCUCCCGAAGAAUUGCACCAGUAGUAGAAUCCCAAACCUGACGCUUAGAACAUUUGUCAAGUAUGACUUGAGCAUCCCCAGUCACGACCACAUGUGUCCACCGUCGAUCCUUAAAAGCCAAAAGACAAUCUCGGAGUGCCAAAGCUUCCAAAGUUGCCGCAUCAGUGAUCCCCAAAUACCUUGUGGCCGAAGCUGCCACCACUACUCGUCUACUCCCAAAGCGGUACGAAGAACAUACCUUGCAAUUUGCAAAGCCAUUAGUGGAGGUUGCAAAAGAUGUUUUCUUAAAAUGCGCAAUGGUUGAGUUCAACCCAAUAAUUCUCCGGAUUCGUCGAGCUAGUGGGCAGUCCAAUCCAGACUGGGCCUAGAUCUAGUUUGACAAAUUUCAAUUUGGGCCUUUUAGCUAAAUCCAGCUCAAGCUCAUUCCCGGCAGCCCAAUCCAUUUUCCAAAGGCCGGGCCGGGGCACCAAAUUUGCAGAAAAAGGAGAAACGAUCCGGAUGCGCAGUCGUCACACGUCGGAGAAGUAACUCCCUAAUCGGAACCCAAAACUCAUGGUCAUUGACUUCGACUUCCGGCAAAAACAAAAACUCGCCUUCCUCAAUUUCCUUUCACGCGUUGGAUUCGAUGGCGGACUACACAGUCCACGAAUCCAACGACCCAGAAAAACAGGGGAAGCCAGAAUUUCUUCUUCCCGUUGAAGACGACGAAGAGCGGCGGAAGCUGCUGGUUCCCGACCCGGGAAAUCCUCGCCGCCAGUCCUCCUUCCGCCGUCGAAACCAACUUCGUCUCCUAUUUCGCUCCAGAUUUUGUGAAGCCAGGGCACGACGACAUGCCAAUGGGCUGUGUGUCACUGGGAAACGCAAAAAGAAUGCCCAGCAUUUUGAGUCCAAUACAGCAAUGUGUAAAGUUAGCACAAAAGGGGAUUCCUACAUUGUGAUGUGUUGUGUGAAAGGUUCAUUGUUGGAAGUGAAUGACAGGCUCACCAAACAGCCUGGUUUGCUCAAUACCUCGGCGGAUAGAGAGGGAUAUGUUGCCAUCAUCAUGCCAAUGCCAGCAGACUGGUUAAAGGUCUAGGCUUCAUUGUUGAGUCGCGAAGAGUAUGCAAAGCUGAGAGAAAAAGGGUGCUGAACUGAUUGAUGGAAUCUCUCCAGAUUCGAUGAAAUAUCAAAGUCAAACCACUCGCAUUUGGGUUCAGCUUGCUGCUGUUAUUGCAGCUCAGGUUUGUUCUACAGGGUUUGGACCCUGGAAAAUGUGCAGACUCAAAUGCUGUUUCGCCACUUGCUUUUCGGGGUCAAGUGGCUUCCAAGUAGCAAGAAGGAAGCUCACCACAUCGCUGUUGUGUUAGCCUGUAGCAAAUUGAAAUUUAUGUUAGGGAUUGAGUUUUGCGGAUUUCUUGAGAAAUUGAAAUGAAAUGAGGUAUGGUCU
Messenger RNA from Linum trigynum, 1553 nucleotides. NCBI's taxonomy places the organism in Eukaryota, Viridiplantae, Streptophyta, Magnoliopsida, Malpighiales, Linaceae. The record is from the annotation of a GenBank genome assembly.